AUGGCUGCCUCAGUGUUUAGCCUACUUCUGUUUGUGCAAUUAUCAAGACUUUUUGCCUCCGGGAUCGAAGUGAAGUCGACGAUUUGCGGGACUGAUCACAUAGCAUAUUCGAAUUCGGACAGCCAUGAAGUGUUUUAUUUGAACGACAUUCCAGUAGAUAGGGUUUUGUUCUGUAAGGUCCUGCAGUUGCACUAUGAAGAUCACUCUGUGUUGGAAGGCUAUACCGGCGCUGAUUCUGGUUUUGGCGUUUCCUUAGCUGAUUUUUCGACCGGAAGAGGACGGAAGUUAUUGCACGAGCCAAAGAAAGACGAGAUACCCGACGAUAACCCGGAAGGGAACAAUAAUCGAAAACUUCCGGUCUCGACCAAAGUAGGGAUGGCAGCAGCUUCUGGAGUACUUCUAACCUGUGUUUUAAUCUGCCCCUGUCUUUACAGGAAAAAGAAAGCAACUGACCAAAAUGUUCUUUCCAAGGAUGUAAAUACAAUUGAUUUGGCUGGCCCUUCGGAAAUGAGUGCUCGUUCCCUUCACGAGAAGGUUCCGGCCAGCCCACUUUGGGUACCGCCUACUCCUUCAAGAUUCUCGACGUCUCAGUCCCCUCAGCUCAACAGAAUUGGGUCAGUGCAUCUCAGUAUGACACAGGUGACCAAAGCUACUCAUAAUUUUUCACCUGCACUAAAGAUAGGUGAAGGAGGGUUCGGAGCUGUUUACAAGGCCCAGCUAGAUUCUGGCCAGGUGGUUGCGAUUAAACGAGCAAAAAAGGAACAUUUUGAGAAUCUGGAAACAAAGUUCAGCAGUGAAGUAGAACUUCUAUCCAAGAUCGAUCAUAGGAACCUUGUGAAGCUACUUGGUUACAUCGAUAAAGGAAACGAACGGCUUAUCAUUACGGAGUAUGCACCAAAUGGUACUCUAAAAGAUCAUUUGGAUGGUCAGCUUGGAAAAAUCCUUAAUUUCAAUCAGCGUCUUGAAAUUGCCAUUGAUGUUGCUCAUGGCCUUACGUACCUCCAUCUCUAUGCAGAGAAGCAAAUUAUUCAUCGGGAUGUGAAGUCAUCCAACAUUCUUCUGACAGAAAGCAUGAGAGCUAAAGUGGCUGAUUUUGGGUUCGCAAUAGUUGGCCCGAUGGACUCGGAUCGAACUCAUAUUUCAACCAAAGUGAAGGGAACAGUUGGUUACCUUGAUCCCGAGUACAUGAGAACCUAUCAACUCACAACCAAGAGUGAUGUGUACUCUUUCGGGGUUUUACUUGUGGAAAUUCUGACCGGCCGCCGUCCCGUGGAACUAAGGAGACCGGUUGAAGAGCGUGUGACGCCUAAAUGGGCAUUCCAGAAGUAUAAUGAAGGACAAGUAGUGGAGCUGGUGGAUCCAAAGAUGGAAGAAGUUGUAGAUGCAGAAAUAUUAAGGAAGAUGUUUGCCUUGGCAUUUCAAUGCGCAGCACCCAUUAGAAAUGACCGUCCGGAGAUGAAAUCCGUGGGAGAACAGUUAUGGGCGAUUAGAGCCGACUACGUUAAAACUUCGAGGCGAGGGUGA
This is a messenger RNA of Hibiscus syriacus, 1524 nucleotides long. Its product is annotated as calmodulin-binding receptor-like cytoplasmic kinase 3. Gene Ontology annotation, molecular function: protein kinase activity; ATP binding. Gene Ontology annotation, biological process: protein phosphorylation. The record is from RefSeq and is a predicted model, not a curated record. NCBI's taxonomy places the organism in Eukaryota, Viridiplantae, Streptophyta, Magnoliopsida, Malvales, Malvaceae. Bases 1 to 1524 code for a protein of 507 amino acids. The transcript is spliced from 7 exons.